Messenger RNA from Cyprinodon variegatus (sheepshead minnow), 1597 nucleotides. It is a transcript of the gene f3, whose product is annotated as coagulation factor III (thromboplastin, tissue factor). Gene Ontology annotation, biological process: blood coagulation. The transcript is spliced from 6 exons. Gene Ontology annotation, cellular component: membrane. The record is from RefSeq and is a predicted model, not a curated record. Gene Ontology annotation, molecular function: protein binding. Bases 437 to 1297 code for a protein of 286 amino acids. NCBI's taxonomy places the organism in Eukaryota, Metazoa, Chordata, Actinopteri, Cyprinodontiformes, Cyprinodontidae.
CAGAGACCUGGUCCGGUCCGGUCCGGUCCGGUCCGGUCCAUCUGGAUGCUGAUGUUCCUGUGGUCCAGUUAGAGAGGAGCAGAACCAUCAGGUGUCUGUCCUCCUGCUGAGCUUCAGAUGGAGGUUCUGUGGUUCGGUCCGGAGCUCAGCUGUUUCUGCAUGAUGAUGAUGAUGAUGAUCAUCAUCAUCAUCAUCAUCAUCAUCAUCAUCAUCAUCAUCAUCAUCCCCGAGCAGAUAUGAUUACCUCACCAGCAAACCGCGGAGUGUGGUGACGUCACAGCCGGACUGCCUUAUUUGGUCCUGCCCCGCGCAGCGUCAUCGCUAUAAAGGAGAGUUUUCCGGCGCACGGAGAGCAGAGAGAGAGAGACAGGGACCAGGACCAGGACCGGACCGGACUAUCUGGACUUUACCGAACCGGACCUGCUGAGCGGACAGGAUGAAGAUACCUCUGCUGCUGCUGCUGCUGUCCGCGCUGAGCUGCUCCGGGGCUGCAGACUCAUAUCCUCCAGCUCACAACCUCACUUGGACCUCCAUCAACUUCAAAACCCUCCUGAGCUGGGCCCCCAAACCUUCGGCCGAUUACUCCUACACCGUGGAGUUCUCUGUGUCUGGAGGAGACAGACAGAGGAUCCACCAAUGCAUCCGCUCCAACGCCACGGAGUGCGACCUGUCCCGCUCCCUGACGGAGUUGAAGUCCUGCUACACGGCCGACGUCCUGUCAGAACCGCCGCUGGGAACCACAUCGGACCUCACCGAGUUCCCUCACUCCACCUCGCCACGGUUCUGCCCCUACCAAGACACCGACAUCGGGAGGCCCGACUUCAGCCUGAACGUCAGCCAGGACCAGCAGACCACCACGCUGUACGUGAGCGACCCCCCCACCGCGCUCUUCAUCGGUGACCGCCAGUUGAACAUCAGAGACGUCUUCGCUGACGACCUGCGAUACAGAGUCAAGUACCGGAAGAAGAAGAGCAGCGGCAUAAAAACCUUGGACUCCGGCUCCAGCGUGAUCCCCAUGAGCAGUCUGGACCGCGGAGAGAGCUACUGCUUCACCGUCCAGGCCUACAUCCCCAGCCGCCGCACCGCCAAGCAGUUUGGAGAGGAGAGCGCCACCAAGUGUUCUGGAGGGGAGGAGCGGUCCAUCUUCAAAGUCUUUUCUCCGGCUGUGAUCGCUGGCGGCCUCCUGCUCAUCCCGCUGACCCUCGGCCUGAUCGUCACCGUCGCCAUCAUCUGCUGGAAGCGGAAGAGAAAAGCGGCGAAGGCUGGGAUGGAGCGGCGUCCUCUGAGGGACGCCUAGGCGUCCGCGGCGGAGCGGUGCUGGCUGAGGUUUCUGUGAAACGUUUGAACUCAGCUUCAGCAGCUUCAGGUUCUGUCUGACAGCGGUACGUCUGACCGGGUUCCACCCAACCUCAAUCUGGACUGGCUGGUUUCCAUGGCGAUAGAGAAGCUGGGAUCAUAUUAUUUUUUUACUAAUGGAAUAUUUUCUACCUGCUGUUUAAUUUAUUGUGGCUUCUGGUGGGGUGAUUUUAUAGAUGUUUGAAUCAAACUAACUUUUUAUGGAUCCUGAUGUUCUGCUUUGAUCUGAAUCAAUAAAGAU